CUCUAGUUUCUAGGUUGCUACAAAAUAUAGUGCAAAACAGAAGCCUCCCAGAAUUGAAAUGAUUACAAAAAUUUUAUUCGUUAUACUAGCAGUUUUUUCAAUAACACAUGCUUCUUCUCACGAUGUGGUACCGAUUCCUAGAAAAGACUUUCCGAGCAAUCAAUUACUGAGUAAAAUUGUCAAUGGACAUACCGCGGAGCAGGGCCAAUUUCCAUGGCAAGUUUCAAUUCGUGCCACAAUUGGACGAUCUAUCACUGUAUGUGGAGGCUCCCUGAUAUCGGCACAAUGGAUUCUUACAGCGGCUCAUUGUGCGAAAGACUACACCGGGUUUCAGAUUGGAUUUGGUUCUGUUCAGUUGAAUGUACCUCGUCUAACGAUGACAACUGUGACGAAAAUUGUCCAUCCCGAUUUUGAUGCCAUAAGAUUAUACAACGACGUUGCCGUUAUAAAACUUCCUUCGCCCGUAAGUUUUAGCAAUGAUAUAGCUCCUAUUAGGUUGCCGCCUGUGUCCUACGCAACGAAAACGUUUCAAAAUUUAAUGGGAGUAGUUUCCGGUUAUGGAAGAACAUCUGAUGCCAGCCAGUCCAUAUCCAACGUGCUAAGAUACGAAAACAUGCGGAUAAUUUCAAAUGCAGAUUGCGCCACAAUCUACGGUACCUCGGUAAUAAGAAAUUCAACCAUGUGCGCGAUCGGCUGGGAGCGCACGAACCAAAACGUUUGCCAAGGGGAUUCCGGCGGACCGUUGGUUGUAAAAGAAAACGAAUCGUAUGUGCAGAUUGGAAUUGUAUCGUUUGUCUCGAACCGUGGGUGCAGCACUGGUGAUCCAUCAGGCUACAUUCGAACUGCUUCCUACGUGCACUGGAUAGCGCAACAAACAGGAGUUCAGCUUAGAAUUUCAUCAUGAUCCUUACAUACUCCAAAAACUUAUUAUUUCUUACACGCCUACAUUUAGAUUACACAUCUUGGAAUAAAUUAUUUUGAAUUGAA
Malaya genurostris is the source of this 987-nucleotide messenger RNA. RefSeq names its product collagenase-like. The record is from RefSeq and is a predicted model, not a curated record. Gene Ontology annotation, molecular function: serine-type endopeptidase activity. Lineage: Eukaryota; Metazoa; Arthropoda; Insecta; Diptera; Culicidae. The coding region runs from base 59 to 904 and encodes 281 amino acids. Gene Ontology annotation, biological process: proteolysis. The transcript has 3 exons.